AGACGACGCGAGUGAGGACUGAGAGGGCCCUAUGAAGCGGAAGCACCAGCUCCUCUCUGAUACUUUCAAGGCCAAGAAGCGACGGCCGGCUCUCGGAUCCGAGUCUUCAGGACAGGAGGGCCCUGAGGCAGUCGAAGCGGCUCUUCAGAAUUUGGUAUCCCUCUUCCCUCGGAAGGCAUUUGAAGAUUCCCUGCCGCCUCUAAUUCUGAAGCAUCAGAUCUACAGUCUUGUCAAAGAUCGUACAGUUGUGGACAGGUAUCUGAGCCAGCUGAAAAAUGAAGGCCGGAUCCGAAUGUUUCAGCACAGCUUUGAAGCGGAUUUUUUUGUGGUGGCCUUUAUGGACAGCUACAUAUCUAAGGUGCAAGAGUUUAUAACGGGGAAGGAGUUUGCCAGGACAGUGAAGAAGUUUCUAGAUUCGGUCCUUACCGCCUGCCCUGACAUCAGUUUUGACAAGAAAAGGAUGUUGAGAGAUUUUGGCUUCAGUGACACGGAAAUCACGCAGCUGGUGAAUGCUGGGGUCUUGACUGUUCGCGAUGCCGGGAGCUGGUGGCUGGCCGUGCCUGGAGCAGGCCGCUUCAUCAAAUGCUUCAUCAAAGGAAGGAAAGCUGUCCUGGGUAUGAUCCAGAAAUCCAAAUACAAGGAAGUGCUACUGUCCGAUUUGCAGAGCCGUCAAGCACCAAGUGCUGUGAAACUGGGCCUUCCCUACCAUAUUCACGAUAUCAUUGGAGCCCAGCUGGUUGACUGCGUGCCGACAACGUCCGGGACCCUCCUGCGACUAGCAGAUGAUUAAAAACGUUCCGUUUCGCCAUCAAGCAGAGAAUUGUGCCUAAAAUAAGACUAAAUAGACCAAAAUCUGCCCUGGUUUUUUCUCACUUUGGGACUGAGGAUCUUCUGCCUGAGACACCAGCAUUCGUGGGACCAGCAGAAACUUUUGCCUAGCAAAGUAACCUUAAUUGAUCUAGAAAUUGCACUUAAUAUAGGAGCUCCUUGUAGGGAACCAUCUUGGAUGGAUCUGGAAUACCCAAAUUAAUAGUCCCCUGCAUGGGGCUGAGCUGAAAGUAAAAUAAAAUGACGCAGUCUUUGUCCAUGAAUUGCAGAGGCUGAAGUAAGCUGAAAAUACUCAUAGCUAGAUAUGCUCCCUAGUCCAGG
Messenger RNA from Protobothrops mucrosquamatus (brown spotted pit viper), 1149 nucleotides. It is a transcript of the gene WHR1, whose product is annotated as serine/threonine kinase 19. The record is from RefSeq and is a predicted model, not a curated record. Gene Ontology annotation, molecular function: protein serine/threonine kinase activity. The coding region runs from base 32 to 790 and encodes 252 amino acids. Lineage: Eukaryota; Metazoa; Chordata; Lepidosauria; Squamata; Viperidae. Gene Ontology annotation, biological process: positive regulation of Ras protein signal transduction; protein phosphorylation. The transcript has 8 exons.